Cercospora beticola is the source of this 1139-nucleotide messenger RNA. RefSeq lists its product as uncharacterized. NCBI's taxonomy places the organism in Eukaryota, Fungi, Ascomycota, Dothideomycetes, Mycosphaerellales, Mycosphaerellaceae. The record is from RefSeq and is a predicted model, not a curated record.
GCACGCGCCUGCCGACGUUGGACGAGUGAGACCCGUUCCUGAGAGCAGUUUUCCUCCUCGGAGGCGGCAGCAACCUAAGUUAGUGUGGAGAGCUAUUGCUGCACGGACGCUCCGCUCGCACUCCUCGUUGCCAUGAUAAAGUCGUCGCUUCCGCCGCGCACCUGCCACUGCUGCCCUCGCUCCAGCACUCCCUCGUCGCGCACUCGCUCCGUCCAACUCUCGCUUCGACACUCCAUCGACGAGCCUCUGCAACACAACUCCAUCGAUAUCCAUUGACCACUGCAGCUGCAAACCCAAAAAGAUCCACCCCCAUCCAUCAAUCCAACCCUCGUCCCCACGGUCACCAUGUUCCGCACCACCCUCGCCGUCGCCUUCGCGGCCCUGUCCGCUGUCGCCAGCGCCCAGAACUACUCCACAUCGGGCAACCUGAGCAUCACCGCCAGCGAGGUCCCCUCCUCGCUCAGAGCUUCGUGGUGCCGUGGACAGACCAUUGCUUGCCCACAGAUCUGCGGCGGCCGCGCCGAGACCAACACUUGCGAUGCUGAACAAUUGACAUACGACUGCUCCUGCCCCGAUGGCGAAGCCCGCAACAUCUCCGACUACACCCAGACCCUGCCCUUCUUCAUCUGCGAGCAGUGGAGGACCAACUGCGUCCUGAGCCACCCCGACGACCGCGACGGACAGGCUGCUUGCGAGUCGGUCACUUGCGGCACACAGAACGCCACCGAGGCCGAGGGCGGCGACAGCUCUUCUGCUUCUGCCAGCGCUACCCCAACCUCCUCCUCGACCGGCAGUGAAGAGACCGGAGCCAGCGAGACCACUGGCACCGAGUCCUCGGCUACUCCAUCCGCCUCCGACAGCGCUGCCAUUCACCUUGCUCAGAACUACGGCACCGGUAUCCUUGUCACAGGACUCCUCGCCGUGUUCGGCUUGGCCAUGUAAGAGGGUUGUGAUGGAAAGUGCGGCACACGUAAUGGAUUUUGGUAAUGUCAUUGAGCGAAGCGGUACGGCAAUUUUUCACGGCAGUACCCAUCCAGGAAAAGAUGCAUUCGAGAUGAAGAUGUUAACGGGUCAUGAGUUACGGCAACUUGUUUAAUUGUAGUAAUUCCAAAAAAGAAUGCAUUGAGUUUCUACCCGCG